Molecule: messenger RNA, 7357 nt
Organism: Linepithema humile (Argentine ant)
Lineage: Eukaryota; Metazoa; Arthropoda; Insecta; Hymenoptera; Formicidae
Gene: Nckx30C
Product: solute carrier family 24 member Nckx30C
Biological process (GO): intracellular calcium ion homeostasis; calcium ion transmembrane transport
Cellular component (GO): plasma membrane
Molecular function (GO): calcium channel activity; calcium, potassium:sodium antiporter activity
Source: RefSeq, a predicted model, not a curated record
ACGGCAACGGCGACGGCGACGGCGACGGCGACGACGGCGAGGACGACGACGACGACGACGACGACGCCGCCGCCGGAAAGCAGAAGGAUAUCGGUCGCGUCGGAUACUCGAGUCUGUUCGUAGUAGCGGCGUACAUCGGCGUUGGUUGUAGUAGUAGUAAUAGUAAUCAUAGUACGCGCCGCGGACUAAUUCUUCCGGUCUGCACGUCGUGAACAUCUAGUGAAAAAGCAAUUCGGAACGCAGCAGCGAGUACAGGAAGAGAAGGGGACGCAGGAAACGGGAAACUAAAGAAAGAGAGGCAGUUGGUGAAAGAUCGAGUACCGCGGUCACGCAGGUAGGUCCAUCCAGAGGGAGGCAUCGGCAAGGAGCCGCUCCUCAUCGCCGCCGCUCCAGCAUGACCCAGCCUUAGUACGGCUCCUCUGUCGUACACCCUCCGCGGCGCGACACGAUACGACACGUAGAAGAAGGUGGUGGAGGAGUCGGAGGUGGUGCUGGCGGUGGCAGCAGGGACGGAGGGGGUCAGGGAGAGGGUGGAAGACGCCGAGGAGGACGGAGAAGAAGAAGAAGAAGGUGGCGAAGGAGGAGGAGGAGGACGGAGGCCUCGCUAACGACGGCGAACGUCCCCGUGGGUGCGAACCAACAGCAGCACCACCGCCGACGACGACGAUGAUCGUGACGGGCGGCGAUCGGCGUACGUGUUGGAGGCGGAGGCGCCGAUUGGCGGUGGUGGCCUUGCUUUCCGCGGUUUUGGCUCUCGCGAUGGGUCCCUCGUCAUCCUGGGGCCACAGACCGGCGCCGAACAAUCCGAUAAUACUCCACACUACGAGCAGCACAGUCAUGCCUAUUUUCGUGCGGUUGAGCAAUGGUACCAACGUGUAUAAUAGCAACAAUAACAACAACUUUGGUGGUAACGCCGCGGGGUUCGACGGGCACAAUAAGACUAGUGAGAACGAAACGGAUGUCAAGAGGCCGCUCUUUCCCGAGGAUCUGUUCACCACUGAUCAACGACGCCGCGGCGCCGUGAUACUUCAUAUACUCGGCGUAGUGUACAUGUUUGUAGCAUUGGCAAUCGUCUGCGACGAGUUUUUCGUACCAUCGUUAGACGUAAUCAUCGAGAAAUUCGAGAUCGCCGACGACGUGGCCGGUGCUACCUUCAUGGCGGCCGGUGGAUCAGCACCCGAACUCUUUACAUCGAUUAUAGGCGUGUUCGUGUCGUUCGAUGACGUCGGUAUCGGCACUAUCGUAGGUUCCGCCGUCUUCAACAUCCUCUUCGUGAUCGGCAUGUGCGCUAUAUUCUCGCGUACGGUAUUGUCGCUCACAUGGUGGCCUCUAUUUCGCGAUUGCACUUUCUACAGCGCUAGUUUGCUCACCCUGAUCUACUUCUUCCGCGACAGUUAUAUAUACUGGUACGAGGCGCUCGUGCUGUUUGGAUUCUACUUGGCGUAUGUGAGCUUCAUGAAGUGGAACCAGCCAACGGAGAAGCUCAUCAAAAGGAUACUCUACAGAAACAGGGUGACCCGGGUCAGGUCUACCGAUCAGCUGAUGCCCUCGCACCAGAGCGCCGCCCAGGCAUUGCAGCAUCCGAACGCGACCAACAGUAGCGAGACGAGCGUGGGUGGCGUGUCGGGUGCGUGCGGAAGCAGCGGCAUACCGGCGCCCGGGGAGGCCGGAUGCAGCAGCCGGGGUGGCAGCAGUAGCGGUGCUGGAGGCGGUGGCGGCGGCAGUGGCGGCGGCGGUGGUGGCCCAGGAUCAGGACAGCGUUGCGACCAGGGCCGUGGCGGUCCGUCUUCUCAUACGACACGGGAGAGCCACGCCAAGUUUCGGCACGGUCUGCUGCAGCUUAUGAUCCAUACGAUCGAUCCGCUCCACGACGGCAAGGUGGACGAAAAGGCGACGCAACUGCACGCGAUAGCAUCGCUGAAGGUGUUGCUGGAUGCCACCAAGCCGCACAACGGCGCCGCGACGUCAACCGCCGCCCAUUACUCCGGCGCGCCCUCGAAGGAGACGACUCUGCAGCUGCAGCAGGGCUCGCAAGGCACCACCACCACUACCACGACUACGACAACCACCGCCGGCACUACCGCCGGUAUUCAGGAACUUCCGAACGGCGGUAUCGCCGCCGGUCUCGAUGCUGGCCUCGAUUCGGGCGAAGAGGACGAACCUCCAGAGGCCUUGGAUAUGGGUUGGCCCAGCAGCCAGAAAAGACUAACUUACAUUUUGGUCGCGCCAAUCUUAUUUCCCCUUUGGUUGACGUUACCAGAUACGAGAACACCUAGAGGGAAGAAGUUCUUCCCGAUAACGUUCAUCGGCUCGAUUUUCUGGAUCGCGGCGUAUUCGUACCUGAUGGUCUGGUGGGCGAACGUCGCCGGCGACACGGUGGCUAUACCGCCGGAAGUGAUGGGCCUGACGUUCCUCGCAGCUGGCACCAGCAUACCGGACCUCAUCACAAGCGUCAUCGUGGCGCGGAAGGGAUACGGCGAUAUGGCCGUGUCGAGUUCCGUCGGCAGCAACAUCUUCGACGUGACUGUUGGGCUUCCGGUUCCGUGGCUCCUGUACGGUUUGAUCUACGGGAAACCCGUGGAGGUGAACUCCGUUGGCAUGGUGUGCAGUAUAGCAAUACUGUUCUGCAUGCUGCUGUUCGUGAUCAUGAGCAUCGCCUGCUUCAGAUGGAAAAUGAACAGGGGCCUCGGGUUCACGAUGUUCAUUCUCUACUUCGUCUUCGUCGCCGUCUCGCUGAUGUUUGAGUACGAGAUUCUGGUCUGUCCGGUGUAGGGCAGCCAGAACAGCGCAGCCGGGGCAGCAGAGGUCCUGAAACUCUUCCGGAGAAAGGAUGCAUCUGCGAACGGACGCACAUUUACGGGUCUCGUCAUCAUCAUCAUAUCGUCGGCGAGUCUCGGCCGACGAGAGAACUCUUCCCCGCGAUCGCCGCAUCGAGUCGAGAAGGAAACCGUGCCAGUCAUUAUAUACCCUUCCCGCGCGAGUGAAGGAAACUUAAUGGUCGAACGGCAAUAGCAGCACCAUCACACCACUAUCACCGAUCAUCGAGUCACAAGAGUUUUGCGUGUCACGCAGAUUAUGAGGCGUUUUGUUUUAAUCGCGAGAGGUGUAUAUAUUGUAUAAAUCUUGAAAUACCUGAAACGAAAUACUCGUCUUGUUAAGGACUGACCGAACAUACCGCUUCGCGCUCGGGAGUGCGCGUUAACUUAUUAUUUAGGCACGGCGAGCGCGUUAGCCGAUCGUGCCAAGGACCAAACCAGCAUAAUUUUGUAUAAUCCAUGGAAGGAAUCUCUUGGCACAAAGUUCGAGCCGCCUUAGUCAUCAUCGUUACUUUCUACUUCUUUUUUUCGUUUCUGUACAUCGUACAGCGUAUCGAUUCUUGUUGCAUAACAAAUAAUACAUGAAACAUAUGUGGUACCAAUUGAUUAUGAUACCACUAUUAAUCGACAUUUAAUUGUUUAGACUUUUACAACAGAAAUUUACAAAGAAUUACCUAAUAAUAUUCUGCAACGAUAUUUUUAAUUAUAUUUGAUGACAGAUAUGUAGCGCUUGAUUCGUACAUUUAUCGAAACGUUGUUAUUUUCCAAUAAUUACCAGCAAUGUCAGAUUUUAAAGGCAAAAUUACUUUAUCAAUGUUGUUGGACAACAUGCUCCUGUAAAGCUUCUUGUUUGACUCCUUGGCACGCUCACGUCUGAAUAUUAUGUAUAACAUUAUAUCCACGAAGGGGAAGUGACUUGACCGCUCGCCGAAUUUUCUCUAAAGCAAGAUUCUCUCUUCGCCUCUAAUCGUAGAAUAACAUUAUAACUUUACACUGUUGCACUCACGAAAUCCAAUUUGAUGCGGUGCGCUGUUCGGUGUUUCAAUAACGGAACGGUGUUUGUUCCAAAAUUUCAAACAGAUUUGUUUAUUUUUGUGUUAAUCAAAACAACUUACAGUGUAUUAUGCAAGGAGACUUUAUAGUACAUUUUUUCCACAGGAUAUGUGUUAUUUCCAUAAUGAAUUUCCUCUCAGUGUAACAGCUAGAACACAUCAUUAUAAGUUUAAAUAAGAUUUUUUUUAUUAUUUCAUUGAUUCAUAAAAUGUGCUCCACAUUUGUGGAAUAAGAUUUUCAAACAUUGAUCCGUUAAAUAAUGUGAUUAAGACAUUGAGAAUCGUGUUUUAAACGAAGCGACCGAUCGUCGCACCGAAUUCUCAGUGUACGUUCGGAUCGGAUGUUAUUGUUAAUGCGUGAAUAAGAUAUCGGUACAAUAAUAAUAAUCAAUUGAUCUAUUUGCUGCUUACAUUUCCUUCGCUUUUGUUUAGAUGAAUUAUUGGCGACAGAUGCAGUGAACCUGCGGGUUGACUCUCGAGCGAAAUCAAAGGAAAUGCAUUUAUUGAACGUUCAACGUUAAUUUAGCAAGAUGGUUACUUAAAUUAUCCGUUAAAUGUUUGAUUAAAAGAAAGCGAUUUUUAAUUGAUUAAACAUCCAUCCUGAAAUGUAAUUUGAAAAAUGUAUUACGAUAUUUUCGCAGGAAAUAUAUAUCGCACAAUCGUAGAAAUCUGACAAAAUUAUUUAUUGCUAAUCAGCGUGAAUUAAAUUCAAAUGCAAGGAAACAUCUUGUUCGCGUAAGACACUUAGAUCCGAUUCGAGCGUCUUUUCUCUUAAAUGCAAUUACUAUUACUACCGUAAUCUGCAAGCGACAUGCAAAGGCAGAUCUUCCUAAAAGCAUAGAGAAAAUUGCUACAAAUUGCAUACUCAGAGGCAUCGUGCGAGGAUUUUGAAGAUAAAUCGAGAACACUCGUAUUGCUUGCUGAUGCACCUCACGCACGAUUGAAUCCUCGUGCGAUAUUUUCUAGGGAAAGUAUCGAGAUGCAGCUGUGAAAAUGUGAAAUUACAGAACGUGCAAAUAACGUAUUAUUGUGUUAUAAAUUCUUAAAGGCGAAAGAAAUAAACAAACAUCGAGAAUUGCACUUUCUGUGAUAUCUCAUUAAUCUGAUACUCUCCGCGAGUAGCUAUUUUUUCGCUAAAUUCUUUCGAGUUUUCAACAUUGCACUAUAACACUCUAAAUAAGAUAUCGUUAGAAAAUAUGUAAUUACUAUUGUGGUUGUUGCAUGUACACAAUGAAGGUAAACGGGUAACAGAGUGACCAAGUUGACAUAGUGUGUAUGUGUGUGAAGUUGAGUGACAAUGAGAGUGAGAGUGUGGGAGAGAAAGAGGAAGAGAGAAAGAACGAAAGAAAAGAAGAAUGAUAAGAUAAAAUAAGAAAGAAAGGGAGUAAAAAAAAUAGCAACUUGUAUAAUUAAAGUCAGAGUGGGUAAUUUUUAGUCCAAGUUACAAGAUCCGUAUUGUAUAAAGCGUUUGUAAAGGAUACGUUUUAAGAAUAUAGAGGUAAUAGUUAUAAUGUGAUAUCGAUUAUAUUACACAUACGAAGUGAACAAAUUACUAUUAUAAAUAUCUACGCGAUUUAAAAUAUGCAGAGAAGUAAUGUUAUAUUCGGUAGCUUGUGAACGCCUAAAAACGGCCUAGCUUUUUAUUGAGCCCACAACUGACGCAAAAAAAUCGUUCAUGGCAUGAAGAAAAAAAGACAUAAUUAUGUAAAAGUACUGUCAACUCUGUUAAUCGCUAGACAAAUUUUAGAAUUAUCAAAAUCGUAUGCGUGCGUAGUAAAAAUUCGGCGAUGAAACAUAUGCGGAGAAUAUGUGUGCAUUACAUAUAUAUUACAUUCUUAUACAUAUAAUUACGAUAUAUCUGUUGCAUUUUUGUAUGGUCCAGACGUUGGAAGCAAAAGAAAGACAGUUAUCCGCAACUUAACACUACACAUUGCGCCAUGCAACAUUUAUGGCACAAUUCACGCCCGAUAACUAUUAUAUUUAACCUUCCAACGCUAUGUCUACCUGUCUCCAAUCUGCCCAAACUAUAGCUAAUUGCUAUCCAAUUUGUGCACUCGAUUAUUGUAGAAAUUUACGUACUCCUCAUUGCUGCUUCGAAUCCACGCGCGACAACAAGCGUUAUCUGAUCUACACUUCUAUGCCCGAAGAGAGAGGCUACAAUUAUCCGGUUAUCCGAGACUUACGAUAUCAAGGAACUGGUCAUAUCAAGGCAUUGGAUAAAACCAAAAAUGCCAGGAUAAUAACAGAAAGCCUCGGCGAUAUUACCACGUGUGCCUGCACACAUGUUCCGGCAGACGAUAUGAGCACAACAACAUUCUGUUAGAUAUGCAUUUUCUUUCGCGCAAGACAACGCUUACUACUGAAUGACAAAAAGCAAUUAAACUACAAUAAUAGCUUGAAGAAAAAAGAUCGUGCAGAUAGAUUGUAUUAUAACUACUCAGAAUACAGAUUAUUAUGAUAAUGAGAUAAGAACAAGCAGUGAAUAAUAAUACUUUUCGCAAGAGAUGCUUCCCCUGAAGCAGUGAUGGCAGAAACGUUAUACUGGAAAAAAGAAUUUUAUCUACGAGCGAUGUAUUGGCAAUUAAUUCUAAAUUCUUUUUUAUUUGCGUAAAAUUUUAUUUUUUAAUGCAACUGUUUUGAAAUUGUCCGAGUUAUUUCAGUCUUACAUUUCUGCCCAAUGAGCAAAUUUGAAGAUGAGAGAAUUUUAGACCGCAAGAGAAACAGAAUAUGAUUCUUAAGUAGUACAGGUCAAUCUUAAAGCGAGCACGAUCAGAUUCUGUAAAUAAAAAUCUUGGGCGGAUGAACUUCUGCCCGACGUAGAAACGACCAAAACCGCUCGAUACGGACGUGACAGCUGGUGGUUAACUUUCGAGUUUAGCAGCGAUCGCCGGGUGGAAAAGCUGGGUUCUUUCGUGACAUCGAACAUAAAUGGGAAAAUGUGUAUGAGAGCUGCGGGAGAGGUGGGGAAUGCUGUGCUAAGGUACUUUACGCCGUAGUGUGCGGGGCACGGAAAGGAUUAGUCUGUCAGUCGAACGAAACAACGAAAGCGGAUUAGCGGAGAAUCGCGUGAUAAGUCGAAGGUCGAACCAGGGGGAUUGAAGCGCAACGGUACUCGUGUAAUUUAUGCUUUGUAAUAUACCGUAAGACAAACAUCAUCGAAAGAAGAUAACCCGCUUUUGUUUGCGAACAUCGAGCCUUCGACUUGGAAUUAAUCUCUUCCGUAAUCUGUUUGAAACGAUACACGUACGAGAAACAACUUGUAUAAUAUUCCCUAGCUCUCCUAUAUAUAAAAUAAUGACGCAAAGAGAUUUCGAAUAUACAUGACUUGAACGUUUUAGCUACUCGAGGACUAGUCUUGUAUAAAAUAUGUACAUUUUAAUACACAAUAGCAAUUGUUUGAUCCGAUUCUUGCGUUAUAGAAUUAUCAAGAGGCACGUAUACACGCACGUAUAUGUAAAGUAUGAAAAUAAUGAAAGAAAGGAAGAAAGA